AUGGGUCUCUGUUUCUCCUCCGCCAAAGUCUCCGGCCGCCGCAACCGCAGCCCCCGGACUCCUCCUCUCACGGUGGCUAAACCAAGACCACACCAAACCCCAUGUUCAUUCAUGGCCGUAACGAUCCAGAAAGACCAUAGGACGACGACCCAACAGCGACGGUCGACCGCGGCUAAGAAAACGUCGACGAACACGCAGACGCGACAGACGCCACCACACCACGGGAGAACGAGAGAGAAGGUUAACAAUAACAACGGGAGGAGACACGGAGAAGCGAUCCCGUACGGUAAGCGAGUCGAUUUUGGGUACGCGAAAGAUUUCGAUAACCGUUACACCAUCGGAAAACUGCUCGGACAUGGCCAGUUCGGUUAUACAUAUGUCGCUACCGAGAAAAAAACCGGAGAUCGUGUCGCUGUUAAGAAAAUAGAUAAAGCCAAGAUGACAAUUCCGAUAGCUGUGGAAGAUGUAAAGAGAGAGGUGAAGAUACUACAAGCUUUAACAGGACAUGAAAACGUGGUUCGGUUUUAUAAUGCCUUCGAAGACAAGAACUCUGUUUAUAUAGUCAUGGAGUUAUGCGAGGGUGGUGAAUUGCUUGAUCGGAUAUUAGCCAAGAAAGAUAGCCGUUACAGUGAAAGAGACGCGGCGGUGGUAGUGAGACAAAUGCUUAAAGUUGCGGCUGAGUGUCAUUUGCGCGGUUUGGUUCACCGUGAUAUGAAACCAGAGAAUUUUCUGUUCAAAUCAACCGAAGAAGACUCGGCUCUAAAAGCUACAGAUUUCGGUUUAUCAGACUUCAUAAAACCAGGCAAAAAGUUUCAUGAUAUCGUAGGGAGCGCGUAUUACGUAGCACCUGAAGUGUUGAAACGAAGAUCAGGACCAGAAUCAGAUGUGUGGAGUAUCGGUGUUAUCAGUUACAUUCUUCUCUGUGGGAGACGACCUUUUUGGGAUAAGACUGAAGAUGGCAUCUUCAAGGAGGUUUUGAAGAACAACCCUGAUUUCAGAAGAAAACCGUGGCCAAACAUUAGCAACAGUGCCAAAGAUUUUGUCAAGAAGUUAUUAGUCAAAGACCCGAGAGCGAGAUUAACAGCUGCACAGGCACUAUCACAUCCAUGGGUUAGAGAAGGAGGAGAUGCAUCUGAGAUUCCCAUUGACAUAUCUGUUCUCAACAACAUGCGUCAGUUUGUGAAAUUUAGCCGCCUCAAGCAAUUCGCUCUAAGGGCUUUGGCAACAACACUUGAUGAGGAAGAAUUGGCUGAUCUUAGAGACCAGUUUGAUGCUAUUGACGUUGAUAAGAAUGGAGCUAUUAGCCUUGAAGAGAUGAGACAGGCUCUUGCGAAAGAUCAUCCAUGGAAGCUUAAAGAUGGAAGAGUUGCCGAGAUUCUUCAAGCGAUUGAUAGCAAUACAGAUGGUUUUGUGGAUUUCGAAGAGUUUGUUGCUGCUGCGUUACACGUAAACCAAUUAGAGGAGCAUGAUUCUGAGAAGUGGCAACAGAGAUCAAGAGCAGCAUUUGAGAAAUUCGACAUAGACGGAGAUGGAUUUAUAACAGCCGAGGAACUUCGGAUGCACACUGGCUUGAAAGGAUCCAUUGAGCCACUUCUUGAAGAAGCAGAUAUUGAUAAUGAUGGUAAAAUCAGUCUCCAUGAGUUCCGUAGACUUUUGAGAACUGCAAGUAUCAAAUCAAGAAAUGUUAGAAACCCUCCUGGUUAUCUUAUAACUCGGAAGGUCUAA
Molecule: messenger RNA, 1725 nt
Organism: Microthlaspi erraticum
Lineage: Eukaryota; Viridiplantae; Streptophyta; Magnoliopsida; Brassicales; Brassicaceae
Source: the annotation of a GenBank genome assembly